AUGGCCAAUCCCACGGGUCUCAUGCGCUCAGCACCGGCGCUGCGCCUCCUCCUCCCGCGCACCGACGCCCGCAUCCCGAGAAGCUCUCCCGCACUCCUCCUCCACCACCCGGCCCACCAACGACUCCAGACCCGACCCACCGCCGCCGCAUCCGCGUCGCUACACACCCAACCGGCGCGACGCCGGCGACACCACCGCGCGACGGGGCCGGACGGCGAGCCCGUCCCCGACGCGCCGCCGGAGACGGACUUUGAGCGCCUGGACGUGCUGGGCGCGACGCCCGUGCCGGCGACGAGCGUCGACGCCUGCCUACCCGACGGGUUCAAGCUCAGCGGCGGGGUCAGCAUAUACGGCGGGUGCGGCGCGCUGCUCGUGGGCGGCGAGGCGUUUGCGUGGCAGCCAUGGCUAGGAGGGGCGGCGGGUGCGGCGGCGGGCGGCGGCGGUGCGGGGCCACGGCUGCUCAACGAGAGGGGCCAGUGGGAGGUGCCCGAGGAGGCGUUUGGGCUGCUCGGACUGGUUUGGCCGAGACCUGACCUUCUCAUUCUCGGCCUCGGGCCAGAGAUGCGGCCGCUGAGCCCGGCGACGAGGAAGCACAUUAGCAGCCUGGGGAUGCGGGUCGACGUGCUCGACACGAGGAAUGCUGCGUCGCAGUUCAACCUGCUGGCAACGGAGAGGGGAGUUGCAGAUGUUGCGGCGGCGCUGAUACCGAUAGGGUGGAAAGAAGGCGUUGGAGCGAGGUGA
Messenger RNA from Phialemonium atrogriseum, 741 nucleotides. RefSeq lists its product as uncharacterized. Gene Ontology annotation, cellular component: mitochondrial inner membrane. Gene Ontology annotation, biological process: mitochondrial respiratory chain complex I assembly. The record is from RefSeq and is a predicted model, not a curated record. Bases 1 to 741 code for a protein of 246 amino acids. The transcript has 2 exons. Lineage: Eukaryota; Fungi; Ascomycota; Sordariomycetes; Cephalothecales; Cephalothecaceae.